CGCUCGCCCGUCCGCUGCUCCCGUGUUUGUGCGCGUUCGCUCGCGCUCUCCUCGCGGACUAGGGGCUCUGGCUGCAGCGUGCGGCCGGGAAGGGAGGCAUAGGCGGCAGCUUAGGGGAACGAGGCUGCGGGGGUGGUGGCGGCGGGAAGAUGUCGGGCGAGGACGAGCAGCAGGAGCAGACUAUUGCCGAGGACCUGGUCGUGACCAAGUAUAAGAUGGGGGGCGACAUCGCCAACCGGGUACUUCGGUCUGUGGUGGAAGCAUCCUGCUCAGGUGUGUCAGUCCUGAGCCUUUGUGAGAAAGGUGAUGCCAUGAUCAUGGAAGAGACAGGGAAAAUUUUCAAGAAAGAAAAAGAAAUGAAGAAAGGUAUUGCCUUUCCCACCAGCAUUUCGGUAAAUAACUGUGUAUGUCACUUCUCCCCCUUGAAGAGUGACCAGGACUAUAUUCUCAAGGAAGGUGACUUGGUAAAAAUUGACCUUGGGGUUCAUGUGGAUGGCUUUAUCGCUAAUGUUGCCCACACUUUUGUAGUUGGUAUAGCUCAGGGGACCCAAGUAACAGGGCGGAAAGCAGAUGUCAUUAAGGCAGCUCACCUUUGUGCUGAAGCUGCUUUACGCCUGGUCAAACCUGGAAACCAGAACACACAAGUGACAGAAGCCUGGAAUAAAGUUGCCCACUCAUUUAAUUGCACGCCAAUAGAAGGUAUGCUGUCACACCAAUUAAAGCAGCAUGUCAUUGAUGGAGAGAAAACCAUUAUCCAGAAUCCCACAGACCAGCAGAAGAAGGACCAUGAAAAAGCUGAGUUUGAGGUACAUGAAGUAUAUGCUGUGGAUGUUCUCGUCAGCUCAGGAGAGGGCAAGGCGAAGGAUGCAGGACAGAGAACCACCAUUUACAAACGAGACCCUUCUAAACAGUAUGGCCUGAAAAUGAAAACUUCACGUGCCUUCUUUAGUGAGGUGGAAAGGCGUUUUGAUGCCAUGCCCUUUACCUUAAGGGCAUUUGAAGAUGAGAAGAAGGCCCGGAUGGGGGUGGUGGAGUGCGCCAAACAUGAACUGCUGCAGCCGUUUAGUGUUCUCUAUGAGAAGGAGGGUGAAUUUGUUGCCCAGUUUAAAUUUACAGUUCUACUCAUGCCCAAUGGCCCCAUGCGCAUAACCAGUGGCCCCUUUGAGCCUGACCUUUACAAGUCUGAGAUGGAGGUCCAGGAUGCAGAGCUAAAGGCCCUUCUCCAGAGUUCUGCAAGUCGAAAAACUCAGAAAAAGAAAAAAAAGAAGGCCUCCAAGACUGCAGAGAAUGCCACCAGUGGGGAAACAUUAGAAGAGAAUGAAGCUGGGGACUGAGGUGGGUUCCAUCUCCCCAGCUUGCUGCUCCUGCCUCAUCCCCUUCCCACUACACCCCAGGCUCUGUGAAGUGUAGUUCAUCUUCUCCACCCAGGACCACCAGCAGAGCGGGGUCUCCCUGCCCAGCCCAUUUCCCCAGCCCAUUUCCCUUCCGACAACAACCAGCUCCGACUGACUCUGGUCUUGGGAGGCCAGGCUUUCCAGCCACUGAAGACUACUUUAAAUAGUAAAGAAAAAUUGAAUAAUAAAAUCAAGAGUCAAAAUUCAUCGCCUUCAAGCCCCUCUUUCUAGCCUUUUUCUACUACUAUGCUUGGUCAAGGUUUAUGGCCCUACAGUGAACAAGGAGGAGGCUAAAGUAGCCAUCACUAAAAACGCAGCUGAGAUUUUUUUAUACCACUCCAAUGUCAGCAUUUUCCUAUGAGUUGGGGCUUGAUCCUCUCUCUUCCCACUCUCCCCAAGUAUUUUAUCAGGCCUCAAAAUCCAGAGGAGCUAUUCUUCAGAUUGUUUUAUUCACAUGUGGUAGAUCCUUUUCUGAUUCAGGCAGUCCCCCUCCCAUUUUUCGGAGCUGGAGCCUGCAUUUACCACAGGAUUCUCAUCUAUCAAAUGGAUCCUCAUUUGUAAAUCUUAGUCAUCUUUGUUCUGCAGGACUUUUUUUUCAUCCCCAUAAUGCUGUAAAGAAAUAAUGCAUCUCAGCCAUGUCCAUUUCUUUGUGGAGUCAGUGGGGUCUUCCCCUGUUCCAUCUUAGAAACUUGAGCUGGAAGCUCAACUGUGGUUCCCUGUUUGAAAUAUUUUGACCUCCCUCUCUUGAAACAAAGGCCAGAGGAACAGACUGAAGAGACAACUGGCUUUCUGAAGCUGUGGACUCUGAGUGCUAGGGGUUUGGAGAGAAGGGUAACAAUUUCAAUACCUCUGGCAUGCUGUCCCAGGGAACUAGGGUUCCCACUAACUUACAAGGUUUUUAAACACAUUAAAGAUGACAUGGCAUUAAAAUAAAUUUGGAUUUGCUCAUAA
Manis javanica (Malayan pangolin) is the source of this 2345-nucleotide messenger RNA. RefSeq names its product proliferation-associated 2G4 (gene PA2G4). NCBI's taxonomy places the organism in Eukaryota, Metazoa, Chordata, Mammalia, Pholidota, Manidae. The record is from RefSeq and is a predicted model, not a curated record.